This is a messenger RNA of Polyodon spathula (Mississippi paddlefish), 3464 nucleotides long. RefSeq names its product tenomodulin-like. The coding region runs from base 41 to 973 and encodes 310 amino acids. Lineage: Eukaryota; Metazoa; Chordata; Actinopteri; Acipenseriformes; Polyodontidae. Gene Ontology annotation, biological process: negative regulation of endothelial cell proliferation; negative regulation of angiogenesis. The transcript has 7 exons. The record is from RefSeq and is a predicted model, not a curated record.
UGAGCAAGUGCCUGUCAGAGCAGCCAGCCCAGCACUCAGCAUGGACACUAACUGUCAAUCCAACAGCCAGCAGACUCUCUGGAAAGACGUUGAAACUGCAAAGGAAAAGCAGACUAAAUACUGCAGGUUCCAGCUGGGGGCGCUGAUCGGGGUUCUUGUGAUUCUUUCCCUGGUUCUCAGUAUAUUCAGUGUGAGGCACUUCUGGACCCAAAGCACUGGCAAGGUGUAUGACCUGCAGUAUAAGGUGAUGAUCGAUGGAGAAGAGAGAGACAGUUUAAUGGAGAUCGACUCUGAGAACAGGAUCGAAGUGUUCCGCACUGGGAAUGGCAGCGAAGAGGUUCUGGAGAUCCACGACUUCAAGAAUGGAAUAACUGGAAUCCGCUUUGCCAAACAUCAUAAAUGUUACAUCAGGACCCAAACCAAAGAACUUCCCAACAUCACAGAACAGGAGAGUGGAGAUGCUGUGGGGCUGGAGGAGGAUAUCACAGCAACCGAGUUUGAGGACUCUCAAGUGUGGGUGCCAGCUGAGGAACCUAUUGAGAACCGUGCCUUCCUGCUGGACUCGAAAAUCUUUGAAGUCUGUGAAACCCUGCCUAUUCACUGGAUCCACCCAUCACCCCUCAAAGAUGCAGAGUUCCACGACAUUGAAGAUGUAGAGUUAUCCAAUGAUGAUGAGGCUCGUGAGUACUCUGCCCUACUCGCUAAACCGAAUGGAAACCGCAAGGCCAGAGACAUUGCAGACCACCUCCCUGUCAACGACUAUAGUGAGAAUGAAGUGGAGCUGGACAGCAGACUGGACGAAAGGGGGAUCUGCUGCCAGUACUGUCGCCGUGGUUACCGCUUCUGCCAGCGCUACUUCGAACCUCUUCAUGGUUACAUGCCGUACCCUUACUACUACCAGGGGGGCAGAGUGAUCUGCCGAAUCGUCAUGCCGUGCAACUGGUGGAUAGCCCGGAUGCUCGGGAGAGUGUAGAAGCUAACCAGUGUUUACUGGCUUAAGUGCCAUACUGUACUGCACCUGUAAGGACCUGUGGCAUUGUUUUACCGAUUUUCUUUUAAUUUCUUUUUAAUCUUUUAGUGGGUAAUUUUUUCAGUUUUUGAAAUGCCAUCUAGGUUUUAUUAAAUUCACGAUAGUGUUUCACUUAUUCUAUGCUAUUUUAAUGCCUUUUCUAAUUUAUUAGAAUUAGAACUCUGUUUUGUAACAUUACAUAUUUUAACACAACCUAAUAACCUUAAUGAACCUUAAUGAAAUAAAUUUCACUCCCAUAGAAUAAGCAUGGAGAACUUUAGUGUGGGCUAUUGAAAUAGCUUGUAAAUAACAUUUUAGUAUACAUAACUUCAUAACACAGGUACAUUUAUUUACACAGUGCUUACCAUUAACUAAUAUUGACUUCAUGCAGUACAGUUCUGUAACUGUGAGGAUGGAAGCCCUCCUCAAAUACCACACUUAUCAUUGAGAGGUGGGACUGGAACAGCUUCAGUACAGCUGCAGGACCAGUAGUUUAGGAUUCGUAUAUGUUGAGCUGUCUUCUCCCUAGAGAACUGUGAACCUUAACUAAAGUCCACAACACUGCUUUUCAAUUUACCCACUGGUACUUGAAAUUGCAGCUUUUAUUUUUUUACAAUAAAUGAGAAUUGUUUUUUAUAUUAGCCUUAAAUUACUGUUCUGUUGUUACAAUACAAUGUGCUUAAUCUUGUGUAGACUGGGGAAUUACCACUGCUUGAUUGCAUUUAGACUUAUUCUAUCAAGUAGGUUGUUGUACCCCUGUCUCCUGCUCUACCAGUAAUGCUGUGGAUCAUCAUGCACCAAGAAUAUGUAAACCAAAAUCUCAUUUCAUUGUAAGAUUAGAAUUAUCUCUAGUAAACUACCUGUGACAAAGCUUUUGAAAUUGUUGCUGAAGCACGACUCAGUGAACCCCAGUCUAUUAAACACAAGGUGAGAUGUCUAGUAUAAAACAAUACUGUUAUAUAAGCCUGAGUUAUAAUAUUUAUUUUCUAAAUAUGUGAUGUGAAAACAUAUGCAUGCUUCAAUAAAGUAAAGGUUUAAAAGCAGCAUGUUGAAUUUUCUUUUCCAUAUUAAAUGUCAACAAACACCAUUUUCGCAGCAGUUCCCUUGGUCAAACUCUACAGCUGUUUCUGCAAGCGCUGUUAAUGGAUUGUGGCACUUGUGUUAUAUAACUUAGAAGAGACUAUAUGUAUGCAAAAAUACCAGAGCCAGCAGGCAUUGCUGCUAGAUAUUUCACUGCAACGGCAGUUUAGUUUACUGUGGCAAGAGCAAGACAUUAAUAUUCUGACAGCAUUACUGCUACUGCUUCACCCAUUAUUACGUUAAACAGGGUUUAAAAUUGAGGCAUUAUUAGUCUUUUUUAUUAUUACUGGUACAACUGUAGAUUGUAAGCUCAGAGAGGUGGGUAAUGGACAUUUGCAGCCAAGUUUAACACACUCAAGCCAUUUCUUAAAUAUCGUGGCAUCCUUGAAUGGAAAAAUGCUGUAGUACCCAGAAUUCGUGGCAGGGGCUCUUAUUUUACUCCCCCCAAAACAGUCCUGCAAUGGAGUGUGUUACCCUUAUUGUCAGUCACAAAUGCAGCACCCAUUUUAAUUCCCCCACCCCAGCCAGUCAUUCUGGCAAUAUUCAUCCUUCUCCUCUCCUUGCUGAAGGAUACUUUUGGUACAAGUUUCACAGUACCCUGGAGGCUUCUCUGUAAAGAAAAGUAAGCUGACCAAAAUUGAAUUCACAAGUUGGACUCAUAAUAGCAGAAUACCCAGUAGGAAUGAUAAUGGCUCAAAACAUAUGCAGUCUGUGUACUUCAGUGAUAGCCAAUCUCCCAGAAAUUCACAUUUUUUUUAAAUACUAUCCUGCCAGAGAUAAAGCAUGCUGUCUGAGAAAAGCUGUUUAGACUGUUUAGGAAGGACAGGUCAGCUUUCUUUAAAAAAAACAAAAACAAAAAAAAAACAGUGACGUUACAAACGCAUUACACAUCCAAAACAUGUCUUAGCAGAGCUCCAGGAUUGGCUUGAUGUGACAUUGCACAUGGUAGACUGUGGGUUUGUUUGUUUCACAUUUUAAAGGUUUUGUUUCACUCUCUGACUGGCUGGCUGGCUGGCACACAAAUACACUGGACAGUAUCACAGCAUCCCCGUGUUUUAAAAAACCAAAAUAAAGCAAAGAAAGAAAAAAAAUCGAUAUUGUGCGAGAGAAAAGAAGAAUCAGCCUGGUGCUACCUGACCUUAGCCCUGACACAGCUGAAGGGAAGAACCUCACAGCAGGGCUACCACUGCACACACUACUUUACAUAAUUUCAAAAGUUGAAAAACAACACACAAAAGAAAAGGUUUUAGGUGCAGUGUUAACAUUAUUUUUUCUCAGUAUUGAUAGACUAAUGUUUCAAGUUUAACCCCACUUAUACCAGGGCUGAAAGAUCCAAUGCACAAAAAAACAGCAAUUGAUUUCAGGUGGGACUGAA